This is a messenger RNA of Pan troglodytes (chimpanzee), 6303 nucleotides long. It is a transcript of the gene PDE4A, whose product is annotated as phosphodiesterase 4A. Bases 2382 to 4301 code for a protein of 639 amino acids. The record is from RefSeq and is a predicted model, not a curated record. Gene Ontology annotation, molecular function: 3',5'-cyclic-nucleotide phosphodiesterase activity. Lineage: Eukaryota; Metazoa; Chordata; Mammalia; Primates; Hominidae. Gene Ontology annotation, biological process: signal transduction. The transcript has 15 exons.
GCGGAGGAGCCGGGGCUGGCGCCGAGCGGGGCGCGGAACGCGGAGCGCGGAGCGCGGAGAGCGCCGCCCGGCACUGAGCAGAGCUCCAGGCGCCGAAAGGAAGCUGCAGAGCCCGGCCCGGGGGCGAUUGGCCCGCAGCGCCCCCGGGUCUGUCCCCGGGGCGCCAUGGCCCUACCGCGGCCGGGCGCACCCGCGGGGCCCUGGGCUCGCUGGCUUGCGCGCAGCUGAGCGGGGUGUAGGUUGGAAGGGCCAGGGCCCCCCGGGGCGCAAGUGGGGGCCGGCGCCAUGGAACCCCCGACCGUCCCCUCGGAAAGGAGCCUGUCUCUGUCACUGCCCGGGCCCCGGGAGGGCCAGGCCACCCUGAAGCCUCCCCCCCAGCACCUGUGGCGGCAGCCUCGGACCCCCAUCCGUAUCCAGCAGCGCGGCUACUCCGACAGCGCGGAGCGCGCCGAGCCGGAGCGGCAGCCGCACCGGCCCAUAGAGCGCGCCGAUGCCAUGGACACCAGCGACCGGCCCGGCCUGCGCACGACCCGCAUGUCCUGGCCCUCGUCCUUCCAUGGCACUGGCACCGGCAGCGGCGGCGCGGGCGGAGGCAGCAGCAGGCGCUUCGAGGCAGAGAAUGGGCCGACACCAUCUCCUGGCCGCAGCCCUCUGGACUCGCAGGCGAGCCCAGGACUCGUGCUGCACGCCGGGGCGGCCACCAGCCAGCGCCGGGAGUCCUUCCUGUACCGCUCAGACAGCGACUAUGACAUGUCACCCAAGACCAUGUCCCGGAACUCAUCGGUCACCAGCGAGGCGCACGCUGAAGACCUCAUCGUAACACCAUUUGCUCAGGUGCUGGCCAGCCUCCGGAGCGUCCGUAGCAACUUCUCACUCCUGACCAAUGUGCCCGUUCCCAGUAACAAGUAAGUGAAGGCUGGGCUGCAACAGCUGUGAUCAUAAGGUGAAGCAUAUGCGGGUUCUGCUCUCAGCCCUGCUGUGUGACCUCUGGCAGGCAGGUGACCUCUCUGAACCUCUGUUCAGACAACAGCUCCCAGAGAGCCAGAGAGCCAUUGCAGGUUCAAGUGCCUAAGACACAGAGGUGUUUUUUGUUUGUUUGUUUGUUUUUUGUUUUUUGUUUGUUUGUUUGUUUUGAGAUCAAGUCUCACUCUGUCACACAGGCUGGAGUGCAGUAGUGCUAUCUUGGCUCACUGCCACCUCUGCCUCCCGGGUUCAAGCAAUUCUCCUGCCUCAGCCUCCCGGGUAGCUGGGAUUACCGGCAUGCACCACCACACUGGGCUAAUUUUUGUAUUUUUAGUAGAGAUGGGGUUUCACCAUGUUGGCCAGGCUGGUCUCAAACUCCUGACCUUUGGUGAUCCACCCGCCUCAGCCUCCCAAAGUGCUAGGAUUACAGGUGUGAGCCUCUGCGCCCGGCCCAGAGGUUUUUAUAAAUAAAGAUUUAGGGGUCUGGAUGCAUGGUGGUGAGGCCACAGCCACAGUCCCCAGGCCCACCCUGGGUCUUGACACCAAGUUGCUGGGCAAAUGGCAUUCCAUGGUGCUUCUGUUGCCCUUCUGCAAAGUGAUGAUCACAGCCAAGCGUGCUGGCUCAUGCCUGUAAUCCAGCACUUUGGGAGGCCAAGGCAGGAGGUCACUUGAAUUCAGGAGUUCAGGACCAGCCCAGGGGAAACAAAAUGAGACCCUGUCUCUAAAAUAAAUAAAUAAAUAAAUAAAUUAGCCCAGCAUGGUGGCAUGUGUCUGUGGUUCCCACCUACACAGAAGGCUAAGGCAGGAGGAUAGUUUUGAGCCCAGGAGGUUGAGGCUGCAGUGAGCUGUGUUGCCACCACUGCACUCCAGCCUGGGUGACAGAGCAAGACCCUGGUUCAAAAAAUAAAUAGAUAAAUAAAGUGAGGAUUACAAUAAUGCCUCCCUUAGAUAACUGCUGUGAGGAGAGGAGAUGAUGUCUAGAAAGUGCUAGAAUAUUGCCCUGCGUACAUAGGAGUGGAUCUUAAUUGUUUUAGGGCAAGAGAUGUGGCUGAGAGCUGCCAGUCCUUCUGGGGGUGGGGGAUAGAGACAUCCUUAGGGGCUUGGAGGAUUUGUGGAGAGUUAGGCAAGAGAGCAGAGAUCUUGGAAGCCCAGGACCUGACCUUAAGGCGGAUCAGCCACGUGGUCUUCAAGAAGCUGUUUCACCUCCUUGAGCCUCAGUUUCCACAUCUAUAAAAUGGAUUUUUCUGGGACUCAUUGAGGCUGCAGGCAGAGUACAUGGCAGCGUCCUUAGGACACGGCGGUCCCCGCUGGGCGGCCCCACCCCUGUCUGCAAGGCCACGCUGUCAGAAGAAACGUGUCAGCAGUUGGCCCGGGAGACUCUGGAGGAGCUGGACUGGUGUCUGGAGCAGCUGGAGACCAUGCAGACCUAUCGCUCUGUCAGCGAGAUGGCCUCGCACAAGUUCAAGAGGAUGUUGAACCGUGAGCUCACACACCUGUCAGAAAUGAGCAGGUCCGGAAACCAGGUCUCAGAGUACAUUUCCACAACAUUCCUGGACAAACAGAAUGAAGUGGAGAUCCCAUCACCCACGAUGAAGGAACGAGAAAAACAGCAAGCGCCGCGACCAAGACCCUCCCAGCCGCCCCCGCCCCCUGUACCACACUUACAGCCCAUGUCCCAAAUCACAGGGGUGAAAAAGUUGAUGCAUAGUAACAGCCUGAACAACUCUAACAUUCCCCGAUUUGGGGUGAAGACCGAUCAAGAAGAGCUCCUGGCCCAAGAACUGGAGAACCUGAACAAGUGGGGCCUGAACAUCUUUUGCGUGUCGGAUUACGCUGGAGGCCGCUCACUCACCUGCAUCAUGUACAUGAUAUUCCAGGAGCGGGACCUGCUGAAGAAAUUCCGCAUCCCUGUGGACACGAUGGUGACAUACAUGCUGACGCUGGAGGAUCACUACCACGCUGACGUGGCCUACCAUAACAGCCUGCACGCAGCUGACGUGCUGCAGUCCACCCACGUACUGCUGGCCACGCCUGCACUAGAUGCAGUGUUCACGGACCUGGAGAUUCUCGCCGCCCUCUUCGCGGCUGCCAUCCACGAUGUGGAUCACCCUGGGGUCUCCAACCAGUUCCUCAUCAACACCAAUUCGGAGCUGGCGCUCAUGUACAACGAUGAGUCGGUGCUCGAGAAUCACCACCUGGCCGUGGGCUUCAAGCUGCUGCAGGAGGACAACUGCGACAUCUUCCAGAACCUCAGCAAGCGCCAGCGGCAGAGCCUACGCAAGAUGGUCAUCGACAUGGUGCUGGCCACGGACAUGUCCAAGCACAUGACCCUCCUGGCUGACCUGAAGACCAUGGUGGAGACCAAGAAAGUGACCAGCUCAGGGGUCCUCCUGCUGGAUAACUACUCCGACCGCAUCCAGGUCCUCCGGAACAUGGUGCACUGUGCAGACCUCAGCAACCCCACCAAGCCGCUGGAGCUGUACCGCCAGUGGACAGACCGCAUCAUGGCCGAGUUCUUCCAGCAGGGUGACCGAGAGCGUGAGCGUGGCAUGGAAAUCAGCCCCAUGUGUGACAAGCACACUGCCUCCGUGGAGAAGUCUCAGGUGGGUUUUAUUGACUACAUUGUGCACCCAUUGUGGGAGACCUGGGCGGACCUUGUCCACCCAGAUGCCCAGGAGAUCUUGGACACUUUGGAGGACAACCGGGACUGGUACUACAGCGCCAUCCGGCAGAGCCCAUCUCCGCCACCCGAGGAGGAGUCAAGGGGGCCAGGCCACCCACCCCCGCCUGACAAGUUCCAGUUUGAGCUGACGCUGGAGGAGGAAGAGGAGGAAGAAAUAUCAAUGGCCCAGAUACCGUGCACAGCCCAAGAGGCAUUGACUGCGCAGGGAUUGUCAGGAGCCGAGGAAGCUCUGGAUGCAACCAUAGCCUGGGAGGCAUCCCCGGCCCAGGAGUCAUUGGAAGUUAUGGCACAGGAAGCAUCCCUGGAGGCCGAGCUGGAGGAAGUGUAUUUGACACAGCAGGCACAGUCCACAGGCAGUGCACCUGUGGCUCAGGAUGAGUUCUCGUCCCAGGAGGAAUUCGUGGUUGCUGUAAGCCACAGCAGCCCCUCUGCCCUGGCUCUUCAAAGCCCCCUUCUCCCUGCUUGGAGGACCCUGUCAGUUUCAGAGCAUGCCCCGGGCCUCCCGGGCCUCCCCUCCACGGCGGCCGAGGUGGAGGCCCAACGAGAGCACCAGGCUGCCAAGAGGGCUUGCAGUGCCUGCGCAGGGACAUUUGGGGAGGACACAUCCGCACUCCCAGCUCCUGGUGGCGGGGGGUCAGGUGGAGACCCUACCUGAUCCCCAGACCUCUGUCCCUGUUCCCCUCCACUCCUCCCCUCACUCCCCUGCUCCCCCGACCACCUCCUCCUCUGCCUCAAAGACUCUUGUCCCUCCUGAGAAAAAAGAAAACGAAAAGUGGGUUUUUUUUUUUCUCUUUUCUUUUUUUCCCCUUUCCCCCUGCCCCCACCCACGGGGCCUUUUUUUGGAGGUGGGGGCUGGGGAAUGAGGGGCUGAGGUCCCGGAAGGGAUUUUAUUUUUUUGAAUUUUAAUUGUAACAUUUUUAGAAAAAGAACAAAAAAAGAAAAAAAAAAAAAGAAAGAAACACAGCAACUGUAGAUGCUCCUGUUCCUGGUUCCCGCUUUCCACUUCCAAACCCCUCCCCUCACCUUCCCCCACUGCCCCCCAAGUUCCAGGCUCAGUCUUCCAGCUGCCUGGGGAGUCUCUACCUGGGCCCAAGCAGGUGUGGGGCCUCCUUCUGGGCUUUUCUUCUGAAUUUAGAGGAUUUCUAGAACGUGGUCAGGAAUAGCCAUUCUAGGCGGGGCUGGGGCCAGGGUGGGGGGCAGUCCCUGUGGGAGGUCCCAGCUCCAGCCCCCCUCUGGUUUGCUGCCUCCUCUCCCCUCUAAAAAAGUCUUCCGCUUGAUUUUGCACAAUCCCGGCGAUACUCCUGGCGAUACUGACUAGAAAGUCAGGGAGCUGGGGGAGCUGUUCACUUUAGGAUACGGGGGUGGUAUGGAAGGGAGCGUUCACACCGCCAGCCUCGGGCCUGGGAUUUGAGGAGGGCCCUAGACCUCCUCCACUCUCCAUCCCCUUUCCCUUCCACUUUGGGUUCACUUUGAAUUUUCUCAGUUUUUUGGGGCGGUGGCUCUGAUCCACUCACCCCCUGCCCCCCGCCCCACUUCUAGCUGCUUCUCCUCUUGUUUCUGCCUUAAUAAUUCCCACGGCCGCAGGCAAGGGGGUUGCAGUGGCCGCCUGCACCUUGGAUGAGGCAGGGCCAGGCGCCCAGAACCCCCAUCCUGGCCGCACCCCCGUUUCCAGGGUCCUCCGGACCCCACCUUCCACACUCUGAUCACAGCCCCCCUACCUUUUGCCCUAGGAGGAAGCAAUAAUGGUGUAUACCCUCAUUCUCAUUCCUGGGCAACCCUUCCACCCUGGCACCAAAAUAAUUUCUCCUCCAUCCGUACCUUGCCGAGCCUCUCCCUCUCCCCCAGCUAGUCCCUGAGCAAUACGGCAGACAGAUGCAAGACCAUUUUUCUCCAAGCCAUGGGGGACUGUUUGGAAGGAAAGCCCCCUCUCUCCCUCCUCCCCUCGCCCUCGGCCUGGUUCUGCAGCUGGACCGACCUCAUUCAUCGCCUGCCCCCUACCCAAUUCUGAGCACACGGUACUGUAGCCCCCAGUUCCUCCCUAGCCUUCCAUCCCUCUGUCCACCCCAGGGGGAGGUAACCCCGCACUCACACUCCCUUGAUGCUGUCUGUACAGGGUUCAUGUUUUGUACCGAAAGUCGUUUUUGUCCCAGCCGGCGAUCGGAGUGGGCCUUUUCUUUCUUUUUGUUCAUUCUUUACCUUUUUUUCUUUUCUUUCUUUCUUUUUUGUACAUACUGUAAGGUUGGUUUGUAAAUUAUUCUACGGAGGCGAAAAGGGAAAAUAAAAACUUGCCCUUCCCUGGCUGACCCAGUCGGGAAGGUAGGGAAGGAGGUCUCCCGUUGGGAGAGUCUCUGUUCCUGCUGUAUUAUACAAACUGUACCAUAGUCCUGGGAAAAGGGUGGACUCACCGCUGUUGUUUUAUGGGAAGUCGUGUCAUCCUAGGGGUUGGGGCUGGGCAGAGCCUGUCCCCUCCCCCUUCUCCAGGAGCCAGGGGGUGACUGGAGAGACAGACCCACCCCCAAGCAGGGCUCCUCUCCCCAGGGUGGGCACAGGACCUCUGUAAGCUGCUUGUGUAUUGUCCACUUUGACGAUCAGUCAUUCGGUCCGUUGAUCAAUAAUCCUUCGAUCUUGUCUCCAAUUAAACCGAGGCUUUCACCGAU